Messenger RNA from Daldinia caldariorum, 1233 nucleotides. Its product is annotated as ribonuclease P 40kDa subunit-domain-containing protein. Gene Ontology annotation, biological process: endonucleolytic cleavage in ITS1 to separate SSU-rRNA from 5.8S rRNA and LSU-rRNA from tricistronic rRNA transcript (SSU-rRNA, 5.8S rRNA, LSU-rRNA); tRNA 5'-leader removal; tRNA 3'-end processing. The coding region runs from base 134 to 1213 and encodes 359 amino acids. Gene Ontology annotation, molecular function: ribonuclease P activity; ribonuclease MRP activity. The record is from RefSeq and is a predicted model, not a curated record. NCBI's taxonomy places the organism in Eukaryota, Fungi, Ascomycota, Sordariomycetes, Xylariales, Hypoxylaceae. The transcript has 6 exons. Gene Ontology annotation, cellular component: ribonuclease MRP complex; multimeric ribonuclease P complex.
AAAAGUUCGCGUUUCUAUCUCGAUAUCUUAUUAAUACCUUAGGUACCUAUAUCCAACAUCAAAUUCCGGGCAACACCUAUUACAUUUUAUAAGUCCCGGAAUCUUAUCACGUACCUAGGAUACUCUGCUCGUGAUGUUUUCUUUCUCUGCGCCGAGCGUCCAUCAAUCUUCAAAAUGCUUCGUCACAUACGGAGUGAUGGGCCAUCCCGACCCCCAAAACUUACCAACGAAGGGAAAACCCUGGAGCACGUUAUUGUCGCAAGACUUCGUUUACAAAGUUGAUUUAAUUCUCCCAGCAGAACUAACGCAGCUCGUCAAAGACAAGCUCAUAGGUGAUCCGAGCCGAGCACCUGUAUUUUAUAAGGUCAUCAUGAAACUUGGACAAGUCCUAGAGGGUGACUUCUUCACCGAAUACAUCAAGAUAGGCAAUAUCAUGAUGCUCUCGGAGGGAAGAAUAGAUUCCGAGAAUGUGUUUUCUCUAAAAGAAGGCGUGCUCACUAUGUAUCUCGAUAAAGAGACGUAUGAGCGAGCUGGGCUUGUUGGAAGACCUCACGGAGUUAAGGGUAAACGAGGCCUCAAGCCGAGAUGGAUUGUACAAUUCGAUCUUCGAAGCCCCUCGAUGCUUCACGGGAAGAAGGGUUUUGAUAGAUUAGCAUACGCAUGCAAGAAUGUCUUCAACGCGCCUGUCACAUGGCUUUUUCACAAUCUUUCGAAGACACCCGUCCCUGAUCCUCUCUCGCGGCACUAUCCUGUGAAGUAUACAUCAUAUCCUAAGAUCUCCGAGGAUAUCUCUGCAAAGAUGCCAUCGCUCAAACCUCCAGCCACUAUUUUAUCAAACCAAAGUCGGUUAGAUUUAGAUGAAUUCGCCACGGACUUAUACGAGUGGCUGUCUCUAGUCAGACUUGAUAGUCCGCGAAUCAACGUGGAUGACAAAAUCGACCCAUAUCUGUCUAGUUACGCCGUUCCUGGUGAUCUCGAUGACCUUUCGGAAGGGAAGCUGUGCCGAAUUAGCUGGCAAGGCUUUGUCCCGCCGAGGUGGACUCGACAAACAUUGGUGGAUGUGAUACUCGCCCUGCCAGCCAAGUCAUGGUUUUCCCUAAGUACUACAACGUUCGCGAGAGAUAUCAUCGGAGACAGCGCCGACUGUACUAUUUUCAGACCACCUAACGCGUCUGGGGAGUAUCUCCUUUGGGAUAUCAGGAAACAUAAUUGAGACACAUCGCAUUCCUAAUU